Molecule: messenger RNA, 1038 nt
Organism: Hydatigera taeniaeformis
Lineage: Eukaryota; Metazoa; Platyhelminthes; Cestoda; Cyclophyllidea; Taeniidae
Source: the annotation of a GenBank genome assembly
AUGAGUGACUUGAUUAUUCCAAUUGUAAUCGACACUGGUACACAAGAGUGGAGGGCCGGUUUCGCGAAUGAACCUUUCCCAGCAGUCACUCUUGUGCCAUCCUUGCAGAACUUGGAAGGUUCAGAGGUGGUCGAAAACGGCGUUGUGCUUGAAUUCAAGGGAUCACACAAAGCCGUCUCCUACUACACCAAACACAUUCAAGACUGCCUUACUAGUCUAAAGGCGGAAUCCAGGUCAGCUCACCUCCUCCUCGCCGUUCCACAAAAGAUGUCGGACACCUAUCGAAAGAGACUGACGGAAGUGCUGUUCGAGAACUUCGACUUUCAAUCAGUAUUUUACGUUAGUCAACCACUUCUGGCCGCCUACUCAUCUGGAUAUUCUAACUGCCUCGUUGUUGAUUCCGGCUACUCCCAUACAGGAAUUCUUGCAGUCAAAAAUCUCAACCCUCUGGGAGAAAGCGAACGAGUUCUUCCCUUCGGCGGCAGAAACAUUGAUCGGUAUUUGCGACACCUAAGUGGAAAUAAACUUGCCGCCUACAACGAAGCUGACCUACGCCACAUCAAGGUCAAUUACUGUUCCGUAGCGCCAAGUUUUCCCAAAUCCAAUGACAAUGAACGAACGGUUGUCACUAUGCCAGAUGGAAAUAAGAUAACUCUAGGUGAGGAAUUAACCCUAGCUCCUGAAAUGCUUUUCAAUCCGAGUUUGGGAGGACUGGCAGAUGUGAUGCCCAUUGACCAAGCAGCAAUACGUUCAGCUUUGAGUUUGGAGGAGAACGACGCCUACGCAGUUCUGGAGACUGCUGUGUUAGCGGGAGGGAAUACAGCUUUCCCAGGAGCCGCGUCACGAAUGCAAGUUGGAAUCGCUACAAGGACUGUCCCACGGAUUAACAAGAGGGUGAUUAAGCACAGACAAAGUAUUGAGGCCGUGUGGAUGGGCGGAACGAUUAUAGCAUCCACACAAACAUACCCAAAGAUCUGUAUCACUAAGGAAGCCUAUAAGGAACGCGGAUCUGCUGUGGCUAUUGACAGGUGGCUAUAA